CGGCUGCCUGCACACUGGAACGUUGUGAAAGAGUGCAAAAGUUUUCAAAGGAUAUAAUUAAAGUGUAGUUAUAAUUUCAUUUGGACAAGAAUGGUGUGGAUACGUCCAUCCGUCGUUGUGCUGAUGAUAGUGAUACAGACCUGUUCGGCAGGCAGGUUAGAACGAAUGGAGCGUCGAUUGGAAAUGAAACUGAAAGCCUUUCAGGCCUACGUUGAGGUGAGAUUGGACGCUACUGAUGGAGAUUUCGGUACACUAGCUGAUAGAGUUUCUAAGCUUGAGGCAAUAGUUUCCACGUCAGAAAACGAUAUCAGCGAAAAAAGAAGUAACGGUUCAAGGAACGAGCAUACUAAAGCAUAUACAAAACCAGAAGUAAAUCACAUUCAAAAUACGCUCACUAUGUAUAAACGUUCGUUUGAAAAACAAAAACAGGAAAUGAACGAUGUGAAGAUGGUUUUCAAAGAUGCACUGUCAGUAUUUCUUAACAACGCUUCAUUAACUGUUAGCACAUUAUUUAACGCUGUCAAUGAACAUGUGAAUAAUAGUGCUGAUGAUAUAUCAGCUACUUUAAAAAAUGUUAGCGAUACAGUAGUUAAAAGUGGGAGUCAUUUGCGCUCUGAUAUAUUCACAUAUUUGGGCAAUCUCAGCUCUGAAGUUAAAACUGAGUUGGCCCUGCACGUUGAAGGGGCAACAGAUGACAACAAUAAAACAUUGAUUGCUCUUAAUUCUCAAGUCCGAGAUCAUAUCGCCAAUGAAACAGAAAGUCUAGAAGUUUUUAAAACUAAAAUACUUCAAGACGUGAACGAAGCACGGGCACUUGUCCAAAACGAAACAACUGAACUUGAAAAGAAGGUUGAAGAGCUAAUAGGCAGAGCAAAAGAAGUUGUUGGCAUCAUUGAUGAGCAGAGAUCUACAAUAGAAGACGGUAUUAUGGUCACCAACAGGGCGCUUCACAGUUCCUGGAGUGACUGGUCCGCAUGGUCCGACUGUUCUCAGUCAUGUGACAGCGGCAGGAAAAGUAGACACAGGUCAUGUGAUGUUACUCCGCCUACUAUUGAUGGAAUUUGCAUUGGAAAUGCAACAGAAACAGAGCAAUGCUUCAUUCACGAGUUUUGUCCAUAUCUGGACGAAUGGUCGCCAUGGUCACAAUGUUCCAAAACAUGCAACACUGGAACAAUGACGAGAGACAGAACAUGCCAUGCACCGGCUUCUCUUGCAUCAACUUGCCACGGAAAUAUAACUGAAAGUCAGACAUGUCUGAUGUUAACCGAAUGUCCACAGACAACCACGGUCACCGCUUGUGGAGGGUUUCUAUGUUCUAACGGUGGAUGUAUUCCUGACCAUUGGGUUUGUAAUGGCAUUAGAUCUUGCUUGGAUGGAGGAGAUGAAAGGAACUGUGAGACGAGAACCUGUGCAACCGACAAGUUCCGUUGCUCUUCCGGGCAAUGCGUUGACACUGAUGUCGUAUGUGAUGGCAUUACGUGGGGCUGCAGAGAUGGAAGUGAUGAGCAAAACUGUGACACCUGUGCAUCCGGCGCGUUUCUUUGCUCUUUGCCCAGGAAGUGUAUACGGGAGAAGGAUGUAUGUGAUGGACAUUCAGACUGCUUGGAUGGAAGUGAUGAGGAAAACUGUGAGACGAGAACCUGUACAUCCAGCCAGUUCCGCUGCUCUUCCGGGCAAUGCAUUCCCAAUAGUUGGGCAUGUAAUGGCAACAAGGAAUGUCGAGAUGAUAGUGAUGAGGAAAACUGUGAGACGAGAACCUGUACAUCCAGCCAGUUCCGCUGCUCUUCCGGGCAAUGCAUUCCCAAUAGUUGGGCAUGUAAUGGCAACAAGGAAUGUCGAGAUGAUAGUGAUGAGGAAAACUGUGAGACGAGAACCUGUGCAACCGACAAGUUCCGUUGCUCUUCCGGGCAAUGCGUUGACACUGAUCUCGUAUGUGAUGGCUUUCCGGGGCACUGCAGAGAUCAAAGUGAUGAGGAAAACUGUGACACCUGUGCAUCCGGCGCGUUCCUUUGCUCUUCCGGAAGGUGUAUACGGGAGAGUUACGUAUGCAAUGGACUUUCAAACUGCCCGGAUGGAAGUGAUGAGGAAAACUGUGAGACGAGAACCUGUGCAUCUGACAAGUUCCGUUGCUCUUCCGGAUUGUGUAUCGAUAAGGGUUGGAUAUGUGACGGAGAUUUGGACUGCACUGAUGGAGCUGAUGAGGAAAACUGUGAUGACUGAACAACACGUGUGUGGCAGGACAUUUGACUUUCCAUUUUUGGGUCGCGUGAUGCAUCGGCCGCCUGAUACUUGCAGUGCUACAUACAUUUAUACGUCUUAAAGCAGCAACCAUAUAAGAAGACUGAUCCUCUCACCUGGACCGUCGUAUUAUAAACUUUUCUCGUUCAAACAAAACUGAUAACACACAAGAACUGUCCACUAAGACAUUACAAUUACUCAAUACACAUACGUAACUAAACACCAUAUCAAACAAGAAUUCGUGCACGGUGAUGUGUUUGAAAUUGUCAACAAAUGUAGACAAGCGAUUUUGUUGGACAGUAAAAUAUCUCCAGAAUUUAUAAAUGCCCUAUCCACAAAUACACCUACUCACUGAUAACCCCAUUAAGGAAACCGACAAACAAAUAAGUUAGCUUUCUGAUUGCUUCAUUAAGUAAUCCGACCAACAAAAUAGCUCGCACUCUGAUACACACAUUAACAUUUAUGUUAAAUGUUACCUCAAUUAUGUUGUUACUCUUAUAUAAAUAGUAUUGAGUCACCAGACAUCCAAAAGACACAUGAUUGUUGGUGGGACUAUAUAAAUAUAAAAAAACAAUUGGGUCACCAGGCAUACAGAAGUCAAAUACUUGUGGGUUGGAUUCUUUAAAUAGAAAUAAUAUUGGGUUACCAGGCAUACAGAAGUCAAAUACUUGUGGGUUGGAUUCUUUAAAUAGAAAUAAUAUUGAGUCACCAGCCAUACAGAAGUCAAAUACUUAUGGGUUGGAUUCUUUAAAUUGAAAUAAUAUUGGGUUACCAGGCAUACAGAAGUAAAAUACCUGUGUGUUGGAUUCUUUAAAUAGAAAUAAUAUUGGGUCACCAGGCAUACAGAAGUCAAAUACUUGUGGGUUGGAUUAUUUAAAUAGAAAUAAUAUUUGGUCACCAGGCAUACAGAAGUCAAAUACUUGUGGGUUGGAUUCUUUAAAUAGAAAUAAUAUUGGGUCACCAGGCAUACAGAAGUCAAAUACUUGUUGGUUGGAUUCUUUAAAUAGAAAUAAUAUUGGGUUACCAGGCAUACAGAAGUCAAAUACUUGUGUGUUGGAUCCUUUAAAUAGAAAUAAUAUUGAGUCACCAGGCAUACAGAAGUCAAAUACUUGUGGGUUGAAUUCUUUAAAUAGAAAUAAUACUGAGUCACCAGGCAUACAGAAGUCAAAUACUUGUGGGUUGGAUUCUUUAAUAAGAAAUAUUAUUGGGUCACCAGGCAUACAGAAGUCAAAUACUUGUGGGUUGGAUUCUUUAAUAAGAAAUAAUAUUUGGUCACCAGGCAUACAGAACUCAAAUACUUGUGGGUUGGAUUCUUUAAUAAGAAAUAAUAUUUGGUCACCAGGCAUACAGAAGUCAAAUACUUGUGGGUUGGAUUCUUUAAUAAGAAAUAUUAUUUGGUCACCAGGCAUACAGAAAUCAAAUACUUGUGGGUUGGAUUCUUUAAUAAGAAAUAAUAUUUGGUCACCAGGCAUACAGAAGUCAAAUACUUGUGGGUUGGAUUCUUUAAUAAGAAAUAAUAUUUGGUCACCAGGCAUACAGAAGUCAAAUACUUGUGGGUUGGAUUCUUUAAUAAGAAAUAUUAUUGGGUCACCAGGCAUACAGAAGUCAAAUACUUGUGGGUUGGAUUUUUUAAUAAGAAAUAAUAUUGGGUCACCAGGCAUACAGAAGUCAAAUACUUGUGGGUUGGAUUCUUUAAAAAGAAAAAAAUAUUGAGUCACCAGGCAUACAGAAGUCAAAUACUUGUGGGUUGGAUUCUUUAAAUAGAAAAAAUAUUGGGUUACCAGGCAUACAGAAGUCAAAUACUUGUGGGUUGGAUUCUUUAGUAAGAUAUAAUAUUUGGUCACCAGGCAUACAGAAGUCAAAUACUUGUGGGUUGGAUUCUUUAAUAAAAAAUAAUAUUUGGUCAACAGGCAUACAGAAGUCAAAUAUUUGUGGGUUGGAUUCUUUAAUAAGAAAUAAUAUUUGGUCACCAGGCAUACAGAAGUCAAAUACUUGUGGGUUGAAUUCUUUAAUAAGAAAUAAUAUUGGGUCACCAGGCAUACAGAAGUCAAAUACUUGUGGGUUGGCUUCUUUAAAUAGAAAUAAUAUUUGGUCACCAGGCAUACAGAAGUCAAAUACUUGUGGGUUGGAUUCUUUAAUAAGAAAUAUUAUUGGUCACCAGGCAUACAGAAGUCAAAUACUUGUGGGUUGGAUUCUUUAAUAAGAAAUAAUAUUUGGUCACCAGGCAUACAGAAGUCAAAUAUUUGUGGGUUGGAUUCUUUAAUAAGAAAUAGUAUUGGUCACCAGGCAUACAGAAGUCAAAUACUUGUGGGUUGGAUUCUUUAAAUAGAAAUAAUAUUGGGUCACCAGGCAUACAGAAGUCAAAUACUUGUUGGUUGGAUUCUUUAAAUAGAAAUAAUAUUUGGUCACCAGGCAUACAGAAGUCAAAUACUUGUGGGUUGGAUUCUUUAAAUAGAAAUAAUAUUGGGUUACCAGGCAAACAGAAGUCAAAUACUUGUGGGUUCGAUUCUUUAAUAAGAAAUAUUAUUUGGUCACCAGGCAUACAGAAGUCAGAUACUUGUGGGUUGGAUUCUUUAAAUAGAAAUAAUAUUGGGUCACCAGGCAUACAGAAGUCAAAUACUUGUGGGUUGGAUUCUUUAAUAAGAAAUAAUAUUGGGUCACCAGGCAUACAGAAGUCAAAUACUUGUGGGUUGGAUUCUUUAAAUAGAAAUAAUAUUGGGUCACCAGGCAUACAGAAGUCAAAUACUUGUGGGUUGGAUUCUGUAAAUAGAAAUAAUAUUGGGUCACCAGGCAUACAGAAGUCAAAUACUUGUGGGUUGGAUUCUUUAAUAAGAAAUAAUAUUGGGUCACCAGGCAUACAGAAGUCAAAUACUUGUGGGCUGGAUUCUUUAAAUAGAAAUAAUAUUGGGUUACCAGGCAAACAGAAGUCAAAUACUUGUGGGUUCGAUUCUUUAAUAAGAAAUAUUAUUUGGUCACCAGGCAUACAGAAGUCAGAUACUUGUGGGUUGGAUUCUUUAAAUAGAAAUAAUAUUGGGUCACCAGGCAUACAGAAGUCAAAUACUUGUGUGUUGGAUUCUUGAAAUAUACAUUAUGUUGGGUCAGCAGGCAUCGGGAAGUCACAUCUUCGUUGGAUGGAUUUUGUAAAUAGAAAUAAUAUUGUGUUUGCAGGUUUCGAGAAGUCACAUAUUUUUGUUUGGAAUCUUUAAUUAGAAAAUAUUAUUCCAAUGACUUCACAUUUGUACGAUGUAUUCAAUGACAUGAGUGCAUUGAUAAAUUGUGAUUUAUUUUAGAAGUAUUCAAUUGUAAAAUAUCUUUAUGUAUCUAAAAUAAAGCAAAGUUAACUACAGGGGUCAUGGAUGAAGGAAGUCACCUCGAACGUCAUUCCCACAAUGGCAGCCAGUUUCAACAAUGACAAACUCAAUAUUCUUAAGUCCCUUGGUGCUGUUUAAAUAAAAAAAAUCGAUUUUAGUCGUAAAUGGAAUGUCUUAUUUUCAUUAUUCUUAUGUGUUUAAACUAGUAUUUCGGCAUUAUUAAAUAUGACCUUAAAGUAAAGGAGAUGAAAUUACCAUUUGUUGCCAUAAGUCACAUUAAGACAGAUUUGAGAGUUUUAACGUAGCAACUUAAAUCCUUAAAUUGAAACGGCCCUCAGCUUAAUACCUUCUGACGCCCCUGUUUUUUUUAAACUGACUAUUGAUCAUUUCAUGACAUGAGUGCAUUGGAUUUUCAAACAACCAAAUUAAUACCACGUUAUUUUGUGUAUUGCAAUUUUCUGCGUUGUAUGAGUACAUGAAUUAAUUUUCUACCUUUGUUUGCAAAUAAUGAGUGUUCAUAAAUUGCCAAUUCAAGGUUCAACUUUGAGAUACGUAAGCGAUUUUCCACUGAAGUCGCUUGUUGUACGCCAAGUGUGAUAGUCAUAAAGUAUAUAAAAAAAUCAAUGAAGAUGUACAUGUAUAUAAAUUCGCAUUGAUGUAUUUUGUAUUUAAUGUAACAAUUAUUAGGUCACGAGCUCAAUCGUUAGCCUCUCUCUGCAUCUAUCCUCAAAAAUUCUUUAGAGAUACUAGCUUUAGCAGAAAAAUUCGCAUAACUUUCCCAGAUCUUCCUAGUUCAACUCAACAUAAUAUAUAUAAUAUAUUAACAUCAUGUUUUCGAACAAAUGAAUAAUACAGAAAAAACAUAAUCAUAACGUUAUAGUAAUUGAAUCAAUUGAUCAUUUUGAAUCCGAAUAAUUAUUCACCCAUUCUUCAAGUGGUUUGUUUACCCAAAUUGUAUUUGAAUAUGUAUAUGUACUUACAUUGAUGUAUGUUGUGCUUAUUCUAACAAUUAUGGCGUGUAUUUUGUCAUUUUUAUUUAAAAUUAUGGUGGUUUUUAGUCGUGAUAUCGUCAGAGGAUGUCAAACUCGUGUUUUGUACAUAUUUUUUACAUUGAAUAAAUAUCCUUUUCA
Messenger RNA from Mya arenaria, 6679 nucleotides. RefSeq names its product low-density lipoprotein receptor-related protein 2-like. The coding region runs from base 91 to 2220 and encodes 709 amino acids. NCBI's taxonomy places the organism in Eukaryota, Metazoa, Mollusca, Bivalvia, Myida, Myidae. The record is from RefSeq and is a predicted model, not a curated record. Gene Ontology annotation, molecular function: protein binding. The transcript is spliced from 14 exons.